CUGCAGCACAUCCACGGCCUGCGCUGGAUGCGUUCCGCCCAGACGCUCCUGCGGUUCACUUGGUGCAGGCUGACCCCCAAAAAAGCUGGAGAGGGCCCUGUUGUCGAAUGAUAAGCGAGGAAACCGAUAGCUCGUGGCACAUGCGCUGCCUCGCUCCUCAAAUACCCUCCUUGAGUUCCCUCCCAAGCUUAAGACUUCCUCUACACUCCUCUUCGACCUUCACCACCUUCGACGAUCCUGCUCUCCUCCCUCGUCGCGGUCUUCUCUCCGCUCUUUAUCCUCAAUCGCAUCCAUCGCGAUUAAUUGUAUUACCUCUAGCCCUUUCCCCGCAAUCGUUUGUUACCACCCCCGCGCUGCGGACUGUAACCCACCUAUUCAUUUCUCGGAGCAGGAAGCAGAGCUUCUCUCCACCGCGCAGCCAUGGCGGAACCGGGUGCGACAGGCACGCACUCAGAUCCAUCCGAUAAUCCCAAUCACCUCAAUACCAAGAUCGAGUCGGGCAACUUCGACGAGAAGCACGAUGCCGCGCCGCCUGCCACGAAACCCGUUGAGGAAGACGAGGAAGACGAGGACAUGGACGCUCUGAUCGACGAGCUCGAGUCCCAAGAUGGCCAUGCCGAGGACGACGAGAACGAGGAGGAGGCCACUCCAGGCGGUGGACGCGUCGUUCCAGAGGACCAACUCCAGACCGAUACUCGCAUUGGUCUUACAGAAGCCGAAGUACACGCCCGUCGCAAGAAGUACGGUCUGAAUCAGAUGAAGGAAGAGAAGGAGAAUCUGUUUCUCAAGUUCUUGGGAUACUUCAUUGGCCCCAUUCAAUUCGUCAUGGAGGCUGCCGCUGUUCUUGCUGCAGGUCUCGAAGAUUGGGUCGAUUUCGGCGUCAUUUGCGCGCUGCUAUUGCUGAAUGCCGCGGUCGGUUUCAUCCAAGAAUUCCAAGCUGGUUCCAUUGUGGACGAGCUGAAGAAGACCCUUGCCCUGAAAGCUGUUGUGCUCCGUGACGGACGACUCUUUGAGGUCGAAGCUCCUGAAGUUGUUCCUGGUGAUAUUCUGCAAAUCGAAGAAGGUACUAUCAUUCCCGCAGAUGGCCGCAUUGUUACCGAUGAUGCUUUCCUCCAAGUCGAUCAAUCUGCCAUUACUGGCGAGUCCCUCGCAGUCGACAAACACAAGGGUGAUCAGUGUUAUGCCUCUUCUGGUGUCAAGCGUGGUGAGGCCUUCAUGGUCAUCACAGCCACCGGUGACAACACUUUCGUCGGUCGUGCCGCUGCUCUUGUGAACCAAGCUUCCGGUGGAACUGGUCAUUUCACGGAGGUCUUGAACGGCAUCGGAACGGUUCUUUUGAUCUUGGUCAUUUUCACCAACCUGAUUGUCUGGAUUUCGUCCUUCUACCGAUCUAACCCAAUUGUCCAAAUUCUCGAGUACACCUUGGCCAUCACCAUUAUUGGUGUCCCCGUCGGUCUCCCCGCCGUCGUCACCACCACCAUGGCUGUCGGUGCUGCUUAUCUCGCCAAGAAGAAGGCUAUCGUCCAGAAGCUAUCUGCCAUUGAGUCCCUGGCUGGUGUCGAAAUUCUCUGCUCUGACAAGACUGGUACUUUGACCAAGAACAAGCUCUCUCUCGCCGAGCCCUUCACCGUCCCAGGUGUUGAGCCUGAUGAUCUUAUGUUGACUGCCUGUCUCGCUGCCUCCCGCAAGAAGAAGGGUAUCGACGCUAUUGACAAGGCUUUCUUGAAGGCACUCCGAUUUUACCCUCGCGCAAAGUCGGUCCUCUCUAAGUACAAGGUUAUCGAAUUCCACCCCUUUGAUCCCGUCUCCAAGAAGGUCCAGGCAGUUGUCGAGUCACCGCAGGGUGAGCGUAUCAUCUGUGUGAAGGGAGCACCACUUUUCGUUUUGAAGACUGUCGAGGAAGACCACCCCAUUCCUGAAGAGAUCGACCAAGCCUACAAGAACAAGGUCGCCGAAUUCGCUACUCGUGGGUUCCGUUCUCUUGGUGUUGCGCGCAAGCGUGGUGAAGGCCAGUGGGAGAUUCUUGGUAUUAUGCCUUGCUCUGACCCUCCUCGUCAUGACACUGCCCGCACUAUCAACGAAGCCAAGACUCUCGGUCUUUCAAUCAAGAUGUUGACAGGUGAUGCUGUCGGUAUUGCUCGUGAAACUUCCCGCCAACUCGGUCUCGGUACCAACGUCUACAAUGCUGAGCGUCUUGGUCUCGGUGGUGGCGGAGAUAUGCCAGGCUCAGAGGUGUAUGAUUUCGUCGAAGCUGCUGAUGGAUUCGCCGAGGUUUUCCCCCAGCAUAAGUACAACGUCGUCGAGAUUCUGCAACAGCGUGGUUACCUGGUCGCCAUGACCGGUGACGGUGUCAAUGAUGCUCCUUCUCUCAAGAAGGCUGAUACUGGUAUUGCCGUCGAGGGUGCCUCUGAUGCAGCUCGAUCUGCCGCUGAUAUCGUCUUCUUGGCUCCUGGUCUCGGUGCUAUCAUCGAUGCUCUCAAGACUUCCCGACAAAUUUUCCACCGAAUGUACGCCUACGUUGUCUAUCGUAUCGCCUUGUCCAUCCACUUGGAAAUCUUCCUCGGUCUCUGGAUUGCCAUCUUGAACAGAUCUCUCAACAUCGAGUUGGUCGUCUUCAUCGCCAUUUUCGCAGAUGUCGCCACCCUGGCUAUUGCCUAUGAUAAUGCGCCGUUCUCCAAGACCCCCGUCAAGUGGAACUUGCCCAAGCUAUGGGGUAUGUCCAUCCUCCUCGGCAUUGUUCUCGCCAUUGGCACUUGGAUCACUCUCACAACCAUGAUCGCCCGUGGCCAGAACGGCGGUAUUGUCCAGAACUUUGGUGUUCUCGAUGAGGUCGUCUUCUUGGAAAUCUCUCUCACUGAGAACUGGCUGAUCUUUAUCACCCGUGCUAAUGGUCCUUUCUGGUCUUCGAUCCCUUCAUGGCAACUGUCCGGUGCUAUCUUGCUUGUCGAUCUUCUGGCAACCUUCUUCACCCUCUUCGGAUGGUUCCUUCACGGACACCAAACUUCCAUUGUGGCUGUCGUCCGCAUUUGGAUCUUCUCGUUCGGUAUUUUCUGCAUCAUGGGAGGCGUCUACUAUCUUCUCCAAGACAGUGUCGGCUUCGACAACCUCAUGCACGGAAAGUCGCCCAAGAAGAACCAAAAGCAACGAUCAUUAGAAGAUUUCGUCGUCUCGCUCCAACGUGUCUCCACCCAGCACGAAAAGUCCUCGUAAAAAUUGCAUGGAGCGCGUCUCGCACAUUGCCGAUGCGCGCCUGGUGAAGUGGCGUUUCUUAG
Hyaloscypha bicolor E is the source of this 3272-nucleotide messenger RNA. RefSeq names its product plasma membrane ATPase. Lineage: Eukaryota; Fungi; Ascomycota; Leotiomycetes; Helotiales; Hyaloscyphaceae. The record is from RefSeq and is a predicted model, not a curated record. Gene Ontology annotation, molecular function: P-type proton-exporting transporter activity; ATP binding; ATP hydrolysis activity. Gene Ontology annotation, biological process: regulation of intracellular pH; proton export across plasma membrane. Bases 421 to 3210 code for a protein of 929 amino acids. The transcript is spliced from 4 exons. Gene Ontology annotation, cellular component: plasma membrane.